Messenger RNA from Pelobates fuscus (common spadefoot toad), 1066 nucleotides. RefSeq names its product COMM domain containing 6 (gene COMMD6). The coding region runs from base 164 to 784 and encodes 206 amino acids. Gene Ontology annotation, molecular function: NF-kappaB binding. The transcript has 7 exons. The record is from RefSeq and is a predicted model, not a curated record. NCBI's taxonomy places the organism in Eukaryota, Metazoa, Chordata, Amphibia, Anura, Pelobatidae.
GGUCUACAGGAACGUUCUCUGAACGUUCUAUAGACUUGGUUACAGUGGGUUUUUCGAAAUAAUCUAGUGUGCCCUGUUUAAAGAUGGCGGCUACCGCUUCCUAAAUUGGCAAUACACCUACUCACGUGAUGUACCCCUGUCACUCACAUGACAUUUGCAGAGCAUGCCGGGUGAUUAUAUGGAUCCAGAGGCUGGUGCAGUAAUGUUUGCUGGUUUUGAAAAGACUAGUGAUCUGAUCAAAUCAUUACCACCCGAUUUAUUUGCUGAACUGUGUCAACAGAGUGUUCAGCAUCUUCAGAGCCAGGAUGGGGGAGUAGACCAAUCAGUUCUUUUUCAGAGAUUUCAAGCUGCUGGAGUAGAAGUAAAUGUGGAGAACCUUAGAAACAUUACUAAUGCGGUUACCUCUCUCUUUAGCACAGCAGCAAAGCAGAAACUGUCCUGUGAAGAACUGUUAAGCGCCAUAUUGAGAAGUAGCAAGCUACCAAAGUCCAUCCUACAAGUAAUACGGCAUGUGUGGAACCAGGAGGGCAAAUAUUUGGCCGAAUUGGAAGGAGUGAAGGAUCUAAUGCCAGUUGGACAGGUUGUAGAUCUUCAAUGGAAAAUUGGAAUGGCAGUGAGUUCAGACAGCUGUCGGUCCUUAAAUCACCCAUAUGUCACUUUAGUAUUAAAGGUGGCAGAUUAUUCUGGCCAAAUCACAAGCAAAGUUCUUGAGAUGACCAUUCCAGAGUUUCAGAACUUCUUCAAGCAAUUCAAAGAGAUGUCUGCAGUCCUCGAGACGGUUUGAACUGAAUGACUGUCUGCUAUUCAGCACUCCUAUCUACAUCAUCCAUAUAAACACAACUUUCUGUCUCUUUUAUAUCAGUGUCUAUAGACAGACUCGCAGCAAUGAUACUGGGUGUUAUUGUUAUACAUUAUUCAUGUAUGAAAUACAAACCUGGUAAAGCAUGGUAACAUACUUUAUACAGUUACAUUGAUUCAAUUUGAAAGGGUUUUUUUUUUCUCUUGUAUUAUGUUAUUACUUGAGCUUUUGAAUGUGCUUUACUUUUCAUAGAUGCAAUUAAAUAUA